AUGGAGGAAGAACCAGUGGAGUUGCCCCCAGAAAAUUUGGCAGAUGAAGUGGUAGGACAGAACUUAGGCACUCAAGAUUGGCCAAGAUGGCCAGAGGGAGAUGAGGAGCAGCAACCACAGCAGCAGCAGCAGCCACAACCACCGCCGCAGCCGCCACAGGGAGAAGAUCAGUCUGUGCCUGAUGCGGAUGGAAUCUUCCUUAAACCAGAGGAACCGGAAGAGGGCAAGGAGAAAUGUCCUGCUGCUCCUCGGAUCAGAAUGCAAGUGAUGGAAGCCCAGAACCAGAGCUUGAAAUUGGAGGAAAGGAGCCGCAGUCCCUGCAGAAGCGCCGCCAAAUUUCCGACGCAGCUCACCGAAAGGAUGCCUCGCUCGUGUUCGCAAUGCCGGAAACCUUUCAGCUGCAGCACAAGCCUGAGAUCACAUCAAGGGGCCCACACAGCGAUGCCCUACCAGUGCGAGGAGUGUGGCAAGGUCUUUGCUCACUUAGCCAACCUGAGAGUUCACGAGAGGGGCCACGUGGGGCCGAAGACUUCCAGGUGCCCGGCCUGCAAGAUCAGCUUUGCACGGUCCUUGUCCAACCUCACCGAACAUCGGAGAACUCAGCGGGAUACGUUGGAACAGAAAUAUUUUCCCUGUGUGAAAAUCGAAGGCACCCAGGUGAUGUUUCAGAUCAGGGAGGCAGAGGAGAGGCCACACCAAUGUCCACACUGUGGUGAGAGUUUUGAGGACGAGUCAAGCCUUCGUGAACAUGAGAAAACCCACAGGCGGAGGACCACCUAA
Messenger RNA from Podarcis muralis (Common wall lizard), 780 nucleotides. The record is from RefSeq and is a predicted model, not a curated record. Lineage: Eukaryota; Metazoa; Chordata; Lepidosauria; Squamata; Lacertidae.